GAUGUGACCCCUGCUGUGAUGAAUCCUCUCUCGCAGUCACGCUCUGUUCCUUUGGCAGAACGAAUCUGCCGGACCAUAUCAGACAUGAAUGCAGGUCGUGUGAUGGUCACUCAGGAAACUUUAACAGAGCAGCUAGUGAAAAAUUAUCCAGGCAUUGCAGUGCCCUCCCACAAUAUAUUAUAUAAUAUCCUUGGCACUCUAAUUAAGGAAAGAAAAAUCUAUCAUACAGGAGCAGGAUAUUUCAUUGUGACUCCCAACACAUACUUUAUCACAAAUGAUGCCACAGAAGACAACAGAAGGAUCCUGUUGGAGGAAAGUUGUUGCUGUUCAUCACCUUCCAUCACUUACCUGGUAAACAUUAAGCCCUGUGCAGACUUAGUGAAAAAAAACAUUGCUACAGUAUCCUGUUACAGAUCCUGCCAUUGUUUCCCUGACCAAAAUAUGCUCUGUGAACAAAGACAUUGGCAGGUAAUGAGCCAUGAACCUAAUGGAGAGAAAAAGAAAGGCUGCAGUGAAUUGAAGCCUUCAAGUCGAACUCAAGGCAUCUCUGCAUCUGCUGAGAACCAUUCCUGGGACACCACCAAAUCCCUGACAUCUGUGAAAGCAAAACUGAAAAGCAAAAUAUUUGGCCUUGGCCUUUUCUGGAGAAGUGGUUCUAAAAAAGAAAAACACAAGAAGGAGUACUCCACUUUUUCAGCCCAGUUUCCUCCCCAGGAGUGGCCAGUCAGGGAUGAAGAUGACUUAGACAAUAUUCCACGUGAUAUUGAACAUGAAAUCAUCAAGCGUAUUAAUCCUACGCUUACAGUUGAUAAUUUGAUUAAACACACAAUAUUAAUGCAGAAGUUUGAGGAGCAGAAAAAAUGUAAAGAGAAAAAAAUCAUCAGUAAUGGUACCUCGGCUGAAGUGCCAACAGUCAGGCAAAACCAUCUUUCAAAAGAUCGUGUUCAAAAGGCACCAAGCAAAACAGCAAAACACACCAGGAAAACCAAAUCAAAGAAAGAAAAGCAGAUUAGCAGGAGCAGCAGGAAAUCUCACAUACAGAAGAUAAUAUCCCAAAACGUGAAACUGGAAGAGAACUUAUCACUCCCCAUCAAAAACCAAGAGCCACCUGAUGUAGCAGUGGAAUCCCAUGUGAUAUAUAAGAAGCAGAUUACCAAUCCUUUUCAGGGUCUGCCAUGGAGACCUCGCAGUUUUCCUGCAAGAGGGUACCAAGGUGUUGUUAACGGUCAGCUGAGGUGCCAGACUCGAAAGCGAGGAAGGGCUUUCCAAAGGCCACAGUCCUUGGUCUCCUCAGGCCCCUUUGGCUGUGAAACUGGAUGGCUGGAUGCAGAAAGUGAGGCUGACAAAGCAAAGCAAAACAACCCACUCCAUGCUAAUUGGUCUGGCCUUCAAUUAAAGAAAGACAGGUUAAGUGAAAAUGGUAGUUAUCUACAAGGCAGUAAUCUGCAAAGAGAUCACAGAAGUAAAUGCUUCCUGGAGAGUAAUAUUUCUGAAGAAAAUGUCUAUAAAAGAACAGCAGAAAACCCAUCCCCUUACUCGUACACUGAAGAUAAUGGUGUGUGCAAAGAAGAUGCAAAAUUUCCAUUCUGCCUGAAAGAUGAGUACUGCAGAUGCAAAGCUGACACUGCAUGUGAGCUGUUAGAUCGAACUGCCAGUGAAUUUCAAAAUGUCCAUCUUUCAAAUUACACGGCCAGCGUUAAACUGGCCCCAAAAAAUGGUGUGAAAUACAGACCAAAGACUGAUAAAAAGAGUGAACUUCUAUUUAACUAUGACUGUGCCAGCCAUCCUGGAUCAAUGGAGCUGGAAAGUGAAGGGUGUACUGAUAACUUCCACCUUCUGUACCGGCGGGGACAUGAUGGUGACACCUGUAACUCGUCACAUCUGGAUGAGAAUUCUGAAUCCCCUGGCCAUGCCUUUUCAGACACACAAGACUGGAGUACAGCUGUGUCCCUAAAAGCCUGUAAGGUUAGCACUCGCCCUGGCCAGCAUGACACGACUGUAAAUAAAUGUGACUCUGGAGAGCACGGAUAUAAGGGAAGGGCCAGCCUUGCAGAACCAACAGAUGGCUCAAAGGAGCAUCCAAAACCAGACAGUGCAGAAGAAAGUUGGUUGUGCAGCCAGGUUCUUCUGAAAGGUCACAGAAAGGAUGAAGAAACUGGCCUCACUGACUGUGGGGAGGGCUCAGCUGUGGCAGAUUUCUGCCGGGCUGCCGAGGCUGACUCUGUUGCUGGCACUUUGCAGAACUUCUCCCAUGAGGCAGGAGAAGGAGUAGCACACCGUGCUUUGGGCUCACAGAACAAACAAGUGAGAAACCCUCUAGGAAAAAAAGAGCAGGUUUUAAAGAAUACAUGCCCUGUGAUCCCAGAACAGAAACACUCAGAAGGGACAGAAAACCACAGCAUUACAGGAGACAGUGGAAUUGACUCCCCAAGGUGGACUGAAAAGAAGAUGAAGCUUCCUGCCAAAUUCUAA
Pseudopodoces humilis (Tibetan ground-tit) is the source of this 2472-nucleotide messenger RNA. The record is from RefSeq and is a predicted model, not a curated record. Lineage: Eukaryota; Metazoa; Chordata; Aves; Passeriformes; Paridae.